AUGAGUGACUUUAAUAUCGAAAGAGCUUCAGAGAAGGCAAGAAGGUUAUUGACUGAAGCUCAGUCUAUUUGUCAUGAAUCGAAUAAUCAGUUGUCAUCGGUCAAGGCUCGCAUUAGAGAAUGGCAGAAAUACCGAUCAAAAUUACACUUCGUCUUGGACUGUGUAACAGAGCAGUGUCAGUUCCUGGUGGACGUGUUACUAAAACAUGCCACUGGCGGUAAUCUCAUCCAGAAACAGUGGCGACAAAUGGUCUUAGAGGACCUGGUGGGCGACAUGGAACGCUGGCAGCAAGAAAUUCAAAAAAAGGUUGCCAAGCUAGAUGGUGUCUCCAAUGCUUUGGAUCGAGAGCGGGACUCAAAACUGGGUGAUUUUAUAUCCAGAGGAUCAUUUCAUGCGCUUGACGAGAAGAUAAACGAAAUACCAGUCAUACGGAAACAGGUUGAGAAGAUAUCUCGUCAAUAUCAACAGAUGGUUGGCAAAGUACAAAGUCAACUCUUAGAAACUCGCUUGCGAAAGGUGAAACAACUAUACGAAGCCAAAUUCGGCGAUAAUUGUGACAGCAAUAUCAAGCUGGACGAGCACGUUACCGUAGAGGCUGAUCAACUGGAACAGGAACUUACUGAAUUUCUAAAGUCUCUGACUGACCACUUCGAUAAAUGCGACAUUUUGCUGUCGAAAAAGCUGGCGCCUGAAGACAUUAAAACCCUUUAUGAAAUUGUGGAACGCGAUGACAAAGAGUUACCAGCCAUUGGUAAUGCACUAAAAGAAGCGGCGGAUGAUGUUGCCCACUUUGUCGAACAUGCUAAUAAUCUCCUUGACGGUAAAGAGGCCGAGAAGGCACUGGUACAGUCAAUGGUAUUGAAGCUUUUAAAUGAGCUGCGAAAGCAUGAGGAAUACAUCUUGGUCUUUGAGGGUAUAGCCAAUCUAAUUAGAAAGUUCGUGUUGUCUUGCAGGGACAGCAUUCAGCAGACCAAGGAACUUCUCGAUUUCUAUUCCAAUUUUGAGAAAAGCUACUACAGUCUACUUUCAGAAGUUAAUAGACGCCGUGAAACAGCCGAGAAGAUGUCACAUUUACUUGAAAGUUGCAGAGAACAGCUCGAGCAGUUAAGUUCGACCGACAUCCGCGAACGACAAAAGUUUUUGAGAGAGAAUGGGGACUUCCUUCCUGAAACAAUAUGGCCCGAUGAAAUUGGUAAUAUAUCUCCUCUAUAUUCAUUCGAUUUCCAUGUUAGAAAAGUGUGA
Lachancea dasiensis is the source of this 1242-nucleotide messenger RNA. The record is from the annotation of a GenBank genome assembly. NCBI's taxonomy places the organism in Eukaryota, Fungi, Ascomycota, Saccharomycetes, Saccharomycetales, Saccharomycetaceae.